This is a messenger RNA of Rhizopus microsporus ATCC 52813, 1655 nucleotides long. Its product is annotated as WD40 repeat-like protein. The record is from RefSeq and is a predicted model, not a curated record. Gene Ontology annotation, molecular function: protein binding. The transcript is spliced from 6 exons. Gene Ontology annotation, biological process: ribosome biogenesis. Lineage: Eukaryota; Fungi; Mucoromycota; Mucoromycetes; Mucorales; Rhizopodaceae. Bases 6 to 1247 code for a protein of 413 amino acids. Gene Ontology annotation, cellular component: preribosome, large subunit precursor.
CUCCAAUGUCAGAGCAAGUUCAAGUACGCUUUGUCACUGAAAGCCAAUACAAAGUCAGCGAUGCUGCUAUGCUGCUUCCUUCUGAUAUAAAGAAGGAAGGGCUUUCAGAGAUUGUCAACGGUUUACUUGACAAUGAAACACCUGUUCCCUUCGACUUUUUAAUCGAUGGCCAAUUAUUAAGAACAAGUAUUGCAGAAUACCUCAAUAUGAACAGGCUUUCAACUGAAAACUUGAUCACCAUUGAAUAUGUCGAGUCUAUGCUUCCACCUGUUCCCUUGACUGCCUAUCAACAUGAUGAUUGGAUUAGUUCUGUCACCGGAAACCGUGGACUCUUUGUCACUGGUUCAUAUGAUAACAUGGUUCGAUUAUGGAAUACGACAGGCGAAUGUAUUUCCACUUUGGUUGGACAUACAGAUUCAGUCAAAAGUGUUGCGCUUGGACGUGUCGAUGAUAAUAAGGCCAUUGUCUUUUCUGGAUCAUUGGAUCAUAGCGUGUUGGCUUGGGAGUAUUCUUUUGAUGAUGAAUCUUAUCGUUUGAUGUAUGAGUGCAAGGGACACAAGGGUCCAGUUGAAUCAGUUGCUACAGAUUCGAACGGUAACUAUAUUGCCAGUGCUGCAGCAGAUGGUAUUGUCAGAGUUUGGACGUCAUCAGAACCUACUGAAGAUGAGUCCUUGGAAGAAGAACCAAAGAAAAAGAAAAAGAAGACCGUAAAUAGCAGAAAGAUAAAGACAAAAUCACUUGAAUUAGAGGGACAUGUUGGCGCUGUCAAUGCUGUUACUUUCAAUACGGUCAAUUCCAAUAUUGUAUAUACCGGUGGCUGGGAUCAUUCUAUCAGAAGCUGGGACGUUGAACAGCAAGUCAACUUGGUCACAAAGAACUGUGAAAAGGUAGUGUUAGGCGUAGAUUACUCUUCACGCGCACAACUGCUGGCUACAGGCCACGCUGACAACACAAUUCGAUUAUGGGAUCUUAAAUCAGACGAUGGCACAAACGUAAAAUUAGCACUACGUGGACACUCUGCCUGGGUAUCCUCUGUCAGUUGGUCAAAGACGUCCGAACAUAUGUUAUGUUCAGGAUCAUACGACUCUACAGUACGUGUCUGGGAUAUUCGUAGCAGCAAAGAGCCUUUAUACACCAUGGAUAGUGCAGAGAAUAAAGAAAAAGUCCUGAGUGUGUACUGGGACAAUGAAAAGAUACUCAGCGGUGGUGAAGAAAAGAAGCUGAGAAUAUAUCAGGCAAAGGUUUAGAAAUAUACAUAUAUAUUUAUAUAGAAUAAAAAGAAAAGUGUAUUAUAUGUCUCUACGUGCAAGGACAGAAUUGCUUUAUACAUCGUUGCCAUGCGGGGAUAUCCUGGGUUACAUCAUUGCAGAAUUGAAAUACACCAUCUAAAGAAAAAAAAAAAGCGAGUCUCUUAUAUAUAUUAUAUAUAUUUUUUACCUUGUAAAGUUGAGCAACUCUUGCUAUCGUUCAACGUACCAUUGCUUCGAUUAAAGCAUAGACAUAAAGUAGUAUCUCGGUCAUCUUGUGUAGAAUCUGUCAUGAUACAUUUGCACCCGAUCUCACUAAAAUUGACACCGACUUUUGACAGACUUGUCUGUAGCUGUAGUUUACUUGGUCUUGCCAAGACAGACAAGAUACAAAAGAAGAAGAAUAAG